Gigantopelta aegis is the source of this 3651-nucleotide messenger RNA. Its product is annotated as atrial natriuretic peptide receptor 1-like. Gene Ontology annotation, molecular function: guanylate cyclase activity; ATP binding; peptide receptor activity. Gene Ontology annotation, biological process: intracellular signal transduction; receptor guanylyl cyclase signaling pathway; protein phosphorylation. The coding region runs from base 493 to 2532 and encodes 679 amino acids. The record is from RefSeq and is a predicted model, not a curated record. The transcript is spliced from 19 exons. NCBI's taxonomy places the organism in Eukaryota, Metazoa, Mollusca, Gastropoda, Neomphalida, Peltospiridae.
GUGUCUGGCGAUACCCUGAGAGAGUUUCUGUUAAGAUGUUACGAACUGGGACAUAUCAGCACCGGGGAGUACGUGUUCUUGGAAAUCUUACCGUUUCCGUUUCCGGGCGACUACUGGGGCAACCAUGAUUGGAGGAGAGGAGACUCACGUGACCCUGACGCAAAGAAAGCGUACGAAGUGCUACUUCGAAUCUCACUGUUUGAACCAACGUCCGAAAACUGGACGAACUUCACAGAACUUGUGAUCCGUGAAGCCAAUAAAACGUACAACUUUGACUUCAAAGGCGAACAAGUUAAUUUUUACAUUGGAGCAUUCUACGACGGAGUUAUCAGAUACGGCCACCUGGUAAAACAGGCUUUAGACCUCGGUAUCCACUACACAGACGGGUACAGUUUGUCCAGACUUUGCUGGAACAAAACAUUUACAGGUGUCACGGGCAAAUAUCAUAUAAACGAGGAUGGUGAUCGUCAGACAGACUUUGCUAUAUUAGACAUGGAUCCAGAGACUGGCGACUUUCAGACUGUGGCCCAUUCGUUUGGAGAGGAACCAUUCUACAUUCCGUACCAGGGUCGCACGAUCCACUGGCCUGGCCCCACGCAACAACCUCCACUCAAUGUGCCACGCUGUGGAUACUUAGGAAAUUUCUCCAUCUGUCAAGAGAACGAUAUUCCUGUGUACGCCAAAGUCCUCGUCGGACUGCUUGCCAUAGUCAUCGUUGCGAUUAUUGCUUUGAUACUUGUAUAUCGUCGGAGAAGAUGGGAGCGAGAACUCAGAGACAUGUCGUGGCAAAUAAAACUGGAAGACCUUAAUUUCCAAGGUCAGAUGACCGGAAGCAGACUUAGCAAGCUGUCAUGUGGCUGGCUGGCUGAUGAGACUGAGUCAAUAAUGGGGAAAAGUUGCAGCUCGUUCGGUCCUCAGCUUAAUAUGCCAGGGACGAACCAGAAAUUCACCAGGGUGGCCACCUAUAGAGGGGUUGUCGUGGCCGUCAAACCCACACACAAGGAAAAAAUAGUUUUCACUCGGGAAGUCCUUUUGGAGCUAAAAUUGAUGCAGCACCUUCACCAUGAGAACAUGACGGAGUUUGUAGGAGCCGUGGUUGAACUGAAGAACAAUUUUAUCAUCACUGAAUAUUGCAGUAAAGGUAGUUUACAGGAUGUUCUACAGAACGACUCCAUUAAACUGGACUGGAUGUUUAGGUUGUCUUUACUUCGAGACAUCGUCAGGGUAACGUAUCAUAUACUACAUCAUAUAUUACGAAUACAUGCCAUUCCAAACGGAAUGACCUUUCUUCACCAGUCUCCUAUCAAAAUUCAUGGACGUCUGAGGUCAACAAAUUGUCUCGUAGACCGGAAGUUUGUGCUCAAGAUAUCUGGAUUUGGACUUCCAAUUCUCUGUGAAAGGGCGCCAAGUGAAGAGGAGUUACUAACGCAUGCGCACUACGAAAAAUUGCUCUGGGUUGCGCCGGAACUACUUAAUGUACCAGUGAAAAUUCGUACGCAGAAAGGUGAUAUUUACAGCUUGGGAAUUAUUCUGGAAGAAGUCAUUCACAGAGCUCUGCCAUACGAGAAAUCGCGGGCAGAUAUGGGACCCAAGGAAAUAAUUGCACUGGUAGGCAGUCAUUUGGAUCCGCCAUUUCGACCAAAGUUAGACACAUACCAAGGUAACGUACCAGUGGGAGUGUACAGUCUAAUGUACCGAUGUUGGGCGGAAUUGCCCGAAGAUAGGCCAACCUUUCCCAUUGUGGAAAAAAUCAUUAGCAAGCUUCAAGGGAACAAAGAAGUGAACCUUGUCGAAGCACUCAUUCACCGUCUGGAAGAAUAUUCCUCUAAUCUGGAAUAUACUGUGGAGGAACGAACUCAGCAACUUUUAACCGAGAAGAAAAAAUCAGAAGCUCUUCUGUACAAAAUCCUUCCAGUGACGGUGGCGGACCAGUUGAAACAAGGGAAGCACGUGGAACCCGAGAUGUUCGACUGUGUAACAGUCUAUUUCAGUGAUAUCGUCGGCUUCACCAAGAUGUCAUCAGAAAGUUCACCGGUAGAGGUAGUGGAGUUUCUCAAUGACCUCUACACGUUGUUUGACAGUGUCAUAGAAAACUACAACGUGUACAAGGUGGAGACAAUCGGCGACGCCUACAUGUGUGUUUCCGGUCUGCCAAUCAAAACGGAGGACCAUGCUGUAGAAAUCUGCCAUAUGGCCCUUGCGCUGUUGAGAGGCGUUAAGCAUUUCUCCAUCAAACACAGACCAGACGAACACCUCCGAGUCAGGAUUGGCAUCCAUUCUGGACCCUGCGCUGCCGGCGUGGUUGGGCUGAAGAUGCCGCGCUACUGUCUGUUUGGUGACACCGUCAACACGUCGUCCAGGAUGGAGUCCAAUGGGGAAGCGCUAAAGAUUCACAUCAGUAUGUCAACCAAAACUCUCCUUGAUAAAGUGAAACUGUUUGACACCGAGCUACGAGGCACGAUCGAAAUGAAAGGUAAAGGCGCACAGGUUACGUAUUGGUUGAUUGGAGAGCGAAGUACAAACGACGACUAGAUCAAAGCAUAACUAUCGAGUUGUCUUCACAAAUUACAGACACUUUCUGGCAUUGAACAACGUUUACCUCGAAUUUUCCAGGAAUUGUACACCCUUCUAUAAAGUACAGACUAUCUACCGUAUAUGUGUUAAUAACCGGUAUGUAUUGAAAUAGUGUUUAGUACAGUUAUCAUGUAUCUGGACAAGCGACAGGUAUUUGGAUUGAGCUUUCAGUAUAACAAGAUUGUUUUUUCGAGAAGCUUGAAAACCAUUGUUUAGGUCAUUAUACUGAGAUGUGCAAGUAAACAUCAGGAAGCUUCAGCCUCUCACCAGAAAUCUCAGACACAAAAUACGGAGGACCAUAAUCAGUUCGUGUUUAGUAUAUAAUUGUGCUGUGCCUAUCGGUGUGGUGGUUGGGGUUGUGUUGGGUAAUGUUUGGCAUGCUUCCAUCAAAUGAGUGUCCAAGCACGCCUGUUAUGAGCACAAACUUGGACUUCGCCAUUGAGUUCUGUCCAAGACAGGUGAUGUGCUUAAAUAUUUGUGUUCAUAAAUAUUGUUAUGUGUGUUACUUAGUGGUGUCAGAAACAUUAAAACAAAUAUAUAGAAUCAAUGUAAUAUUGUAUUAAAGGCAUGUCGUCACAGACUAUUGACUAUUGAAUGAUCUAACAAAGUAUUUCCCGAAACGAUAUAAAUUUGAUUUGUCCCUAAAUGUACAUUUAUUCAACUAUCUGCGUAACCACUAUACUCCACUUAUUAAUGAUAUUUUGUAAAAAUAAAUGCAUUAUGGCAAUGGUCCAUAAUUAAAAAAGUAAAAUUGCCGAGAGGGUUGACAUGGAUUUCAUUCCAUCAUGGUUCAUUUAGGAUGAUGUGAUAGCAAGAUUUGGUUUUCAAAAAUUAGAUGUAAUUUUCAUUUAUUAUCCACUUUUAGUGAAAUAAGGUCCUUACAUCCGUGACAGUAUGCCUUUAAACAGUGUUAGCAGUGUACGUUAUCUGUUGGUAAAAGAUAGAAGUUGAAUUGAUGAAAUGUAUGGUUACUAUAGGGUGUAUACUACCAAAUCAAAUCCCAUAGACGACAAUAGUAACAUAUACGGCUAAAACUCCUACCUGCAACGUAUCAACCGACAUAAACGCCACGGAUAU